GGUGGCCGGUAGGCGGGCUCUGCACUCUUCAUAACCCGAAGGCGGUCGGCUCGGGAAGAUUCGGGCGGCUGUUUUUUAUUCUGGAUCAGACUUCGUGAACAGAGACAGCGGACGACAUGUCGAAAUCCGAGGCAUCCCGUGAACCCGAGCAGCUGCGGAAGCUUUUCAUAGGCGGCCUGAGCUUUGAAACGUCGGACGAGAGCCUGAGGGCCCACUUUGAACAAUGGGGCGUCCUUACAGACUGCGUGGUGAUGAGGGACCCCUCCACCAAGCGCUCGCGAGGGUUCGGUUUCGUCACGUACUCCUCUGUGGAAGAAGUGGACGCUUCCAUGGAGGCGAGGCCACACAAAGUGGACGGCAGAGUGGUGGAGCCCAAGAGAGCCGUGUCCCGAGAGGAUUCGACGCGGCCGGGCGCACACAUGACGGUGAAGAAGAUCUUCGUGGGCGGCAUCAAGGAGGACACGGAGGAGCAUCACCUGCGGGAUUACUUCGAGCAGUACGGCAAGAUCGAGGUCAUAGAGAUCAUGACCGACCGAGGCAGCGGCAAGAAGAGAGGCUUCGCGUUCGUCACCUUCGACGACCACGACUCUGUGGACAAGAUCGUCAUUCAGAAGUACCACACGGUGAACGGCCACAACUGUGAAGUGCGGAAAGCCCUGUCGAAGCAGGAGAUGGCGAGUGCUGGUAUGCAAACGAUGAGAGGGCGCGGUGGCGGCGGAGGCUCUGGUAACUUCGGUGGCCGCGGUGGAUUCGGUGGGAAUGAUUUUGGCCGCGAUGGGAACUUCGGUGGACGUGGUGGGUUUGGUGGCGGCCGGGGGGGCUAUGGCGGUGGAGACGGCUAUAACGGAUUCGGAGGAGACGGUGAGGUUAAUACAACCGCCAGGCAGAAUUCUUAUGAUGGCGGGGAUGGAAAUAACUCAGGUUACGGUGGAGGCCAGGGCUAUGGGGGUGGUAACCGUGGUUACGGUGGAGGACAGGGCUAUGGUAACCAGGGAGGCGGAUAUGGAGGAAACGGGGGCGGAUACGACAGCUACAACAACGGAGGAGGAGGAGGAGGAGCAGGAGGGAACUUUGGGGGAGGAAACUUUGGUGGCGGCGGUGGAAACUACAACAACGACUUUGGCAGCUACAACAGCCAGGCCUCGUCCAGCUACGGCCCCAUGAAGGGAGGCAACUUCGGGGGCGGAGGCGGCAGAAACGCGGGGGGCCCCUACGGAGGUGGCUAUGGUGGCGGCUCUGGCAGUGGUGGCUAUGGAGGCAGCGGGGGUGGCAGGAGGUUUUAAACCCGGACAAGGAUUCAGUACUUAGGAGAGGACAGCCAGAGAGGUGACAGGGAAGCAGCAGGCUUACUCCAUAGAUCUGCUCAGCCAAGCACAGUUGCAGGUUUUCAUCUGCUUCACGAAGAGAAGGGGUGGGGUGGGGAAGCAAACCUAUACAAUGAACUAUAAAUAUGUAGACUGACCGAACUUUUAAAAGAGAAGAAAAAUCAUGUGACGGCUUCAAACAUGUUUUCUGUGUUUGUCAAUUGCUGUGAAGCAGGGUGUUCUGUAGUUGCUUUUGUUUCUGUGAAAGUGUAAAGCAUUCCAGUAAGGUUCUACGUAGUUCUCUUUUUUUUUUUUUUUUUUUUUUUUUUUUUUAAAUGCACCCGUAGGUUUUUUUUUUUUUAAAUGUAACGUCAGCAAGGAAGAAUCAAGUUUGAAAUAAAAUCAUCUUUCAAUUUUUUUACCAAA
Messenger RNA from Acipenser ruthenus (sterlet), 1730 nucleotides. RefSeq names its product heterogeneous nuclear ribonucleoprotein A1-like. The transcript is spliced from 12 exons. Gene Ontology annotation, molecular function: RNA binding. Lineage: Eukaryota; Metazoa; Chordata; Actinopteri; Acipenseriformes; Acipenseridae. The coding region runs from base 117 to 1283 and encodes 388 amino acids. The record is from RefSeq and is a predicted model, not a curated record.